This is a messenger RNA of Ostertagia ostertagi, 390 nucleotides long. Lineage: Eukaryota; Metazoa; Nematoda; Chromadorea; Rhabditida; Trichostrongylidae. The record is from the annotation of a GenBank genome assembly.
AUGGAUGAGACGUCCGUCAAGAACCUAGCAAUUUUGUCGAGCGAUGCGACAGCUGUCACCUGUGACGGAAGUGCUGAACGACACGCGUAUUCUCGCGCCGCGGCGUUCGGCGGUCUUUGCGAUGUCGGACCGCUACCGGGGUCGCAAGGUGAAUCGUUUGCGUCGCUAAGUGAGUUGGUCCAGUUCUAUAUUGACAAUCCAGAACAGCUUCAAGAAAGAAAUGGAGAGUCCAUCAUUAUGAAGCGACCUAUCUCUAUUCCAUUGUUUGAGCCAGCGGCGCAGGAAGCUCGCGCUCCAGCUUCACAACGUUGGUUCCAUGCUAAUAUCACGGGUACUGAAGCAGUUGAAUUACUAACGAAGGAAAAACAAUGGACGUAUUUGGUCAGGUGA